UAUGGCCCCGCCUCCGCCAGAGUUGUCAACAGUCAGUUCAAGAUGGCUGCGCUGCCGAUGGUGAGGGUCGCGCUGCUCGUCGCGUUUUCGGUGUUUCUGACGCUCAUCCUGGGCUUCGGCUUGCCGUCUGUGCUCAACCUCUUCGCGCGAUGGUGCGGCUUCCCGGAGGCGAGCGUCACCGAGAGCGUAGUGCUGCUGUACGCGCUGUUCGUGCUGUACGUGGCCAUGCCGCGUCUGCCUCGCGGGACAGUGAAGGUUGAAGGGAAAGCUGUGCUCAUUACGGGCUGUGACACUGGAUUUGGACUGGCUUUGGCCAAGCACUUCCACAAGCUUGGUUUCACUGUGUUUGCAGGUUGUCUGUUUAAGGACGGAGAAGGUGCAAAGGAGCUGGAGAGCCUUCAUUCAGAGAAGCUGAAGGUGGUGGAGCUGGACGUCUGCAGCGAGGAGCAGGUCUCGCAGGCGCUUCGGUUUGUGACUGCUAACCUGGACGAGCUGGAGAAAGGUCUGUGGGCUGUGGUCAACAAUGCUGGUAUCUCCACAUUCGGUGAAGUGGAGUUCACAACCAUGGACACAUACAAGCAGGUUUCAGAGGUCAACCUGUGGGGCACCAUCAGAGUCACCAAAGCCUUCCUGCCUCUGAUCCGCAGGGCUAAAGGUCGCGUGGUCAACAUCGCCAGCAUGUACGGCAGAAUGGGAAACGCUCUCCGAUCCCCUUACUGUGUAUCCAAAUAUGGAGUGGAGGCAUUUUCUGACUGUCUCAGGUAUGAAAUGAAGGUUUGGGGCGUCAAAGUUUCUGUCGUUGAGCCAGGAAACUUUAUCGUGGCCACAGGUAUCCUGACACGUGACAUAGUCACGACAACAGCAGAGAAGCUCUGGAAGGAGGCGCCCCCUGGUGUCCAGGAGGACUAUGGGAAAGCUCACUUUGAGCAGUACAUGGCUCUCAUGCGCUCCUACUGCAACAGCGGCCAGCGAGAGAUCGAGCCGGUUUUAGACGAUAUCACAGAUGCCAUCACGUCCGAACGGCCAUACACACGGUACAACCCCAUGGAGCCGCACUGGUGGAUCCGCAUGCAAAUAAUGACCCACCUUCCUGCAGCCAUCUCAGACAGACUCUACUUCUAAUGAGAUGAAAACUUCCAAUACGUUCCUCAAAGGGUGAAUCAAUGAUGAUUUAAUAUAUGCCAUGUUGAACGUAAUCAAAUUAGUAUACAAUCUUUUAAAUAACAAUCCAAAAAAGGAAUUAGCAUACAAUCUUAAAUUUGAAAAAAUAAUCACAAAUCUCAAAGGAAUAUUGAAGGUAAAAUAUGUGUGAUACCAAGUCAACAAUAUUUUGUCCAAAAUAUUCCCUUAAAGGGAUGGUUCACUCAAAAUAUUACAAUUUGCUCAUUUCCUCACCUUCAGGUCAUCCAAGAUGUAAGUGACUAUUUUUCUUCAGUAGAGCAGUAAAGAAGAUUUUUAGCUGAAGCCGUGGUCCUUGGUGAUUUAUAAAGUGCAAGUCACCAGCUGCUGUCACUUUGAGAGUCAAAAAACAAUUUACAGGAAAGACAAAAUUAAUACCCGUUGCUCCUGAU
Molecule: messenger RNA, 1571 nt
Organism: Cyprinus carpio (common carp)
Lineage: Eukaryota; Metazoa; Chordata; Actinopteri; Cypriniformes; Cyprinidae
Product: D-beta-hydroxybutyrate dehydrogenase, mitochondrial-like
Exons: 5
Coding region: 43-1122 (359 amino acids)
Molecular function (GO): oxidoreductase activity
Source: RefSeq, a predicted model, not a curated record